Molecule: messenger RNA, 1004 nt
Organism: Gymnodraco acuticeps
Lineage: Eukaryota; Metazoa; Chordata; Actinopteri; Perciformes; Bathydraconidae
Product: paired box protein Pax-5-like
Exons: 6
Coding region: 396-974 (192 amino acids)
Biological process (GO): regulation of transcription by RNA polymerase II; anatomical structure development
Molecular function (GO): DNA-binding transcription factor activity, RNA polymerase II-specific; RNA polymerase II cis-regulatory region sequence-specific DNA binding
Source: RefSeq, a predicted model, not a curated record
UCUUAGUUACAGUUGACCACUAACGCUAAAUGUUUAUUUUUUUACAGCAGUUUUAAGGUGAAUCGAUAACUGUUAGACUGGUGGACCAAAAGACAAACAAACUCAAACUACUGUUAAGUCCUGAUCACGAGAACUGACUGUAGUUCAUCACUACAAAAAUCUAAAAGAUAAUGGAGCGCGUGCACCCUUGCGUGUGUACCCAAUCAAAGGCUCGUGCAGCUUUCCACCGCUCAGGUGCUGAAGGCACAGAGUCCUUGCGCACCACAGACGAAAAACCACCGGAACAAACUUCUUAUCUCAGAUUUCUUUUCAAAUGAGUGGGAAAUGUCGUCCUCGAAAACAAAUACACUUUAGUCCGAACAGCUUGUAGAAGUUAGGACUACAGUCAGUCUGUGAUGGACGCGCGCUUUGGACAGGUGCCCCUCAACAUUACGCACAGGCUCGGCGGGGUGAACCAGCUCGGCGGAGUGUUCAUUAACGGCCGCCCGCUGCCGCACGCGGUGAGACAGCGGAUCGUGGAGCUCGCUCUGCAGGGCGUGCGUCCCUGUGAGAUCUCCCGCCGCCUGCGCGUCAGCCACGGCUGUGUCAGCAAAAUACUGGCCAGGUACAAUGAGACAGGCAGCAUUAGACCAGGACUGAUUGGAGGCUCUAAGCCCAAAGUGGCCACUCCCUGCGUUGUGCAAAUGAUCGUGCGUCUGAAACACACCAACCCUAGCAUGUUCGCCUGGGAGAUCCGAGACAAGCUGCUGCUGGAGCGAGUGUGCGACCAUGACAGCGUGCCCAGCAUCAGCUCCAUCAACAGGAUCAUCAGAAACAAAGUCAACUCGGAGUCUUGUGAAGUUGUGUCAUCAGCUUCAUCUGUUUCCACGGGAACCGCCUAUUCCUCUGAGUCCACCUAUUCCAUCAGUGGGAUUCUGGGAAUCAGGAAGUGCAGCAAACACAAAGAAGAAACUGGUUUGUUUCCAAGGAGGUGACGCCCCCUGCGGCGUUUACCACAAGCAGCC